GCUCUCAGAGGUGAACUAACAAGGCGUUGCUCCCACCUGCAUAAGUAGCAGACAGCAGAAGGGUGGAACGCACUAGAUUGUAGAAGACAAACUUCGGGAGUCAAAGGAGUUCGGGGUGCUGCUUAGCUUCCUUCGUUUCAACAGAUCCAGUUUUACUGUUCCCGCCUGAACUGAUAAAGGCCUGCCUCUCUCAGGACGCUUGUCGAGUAGCAGACAGCAGAAGGGUGGAACGCACUAGAUUGUAGAAGACAAACUUCGGGAGUCAAAGGAGUUCGGGGUGCUGCUUAGCUUCCUUCGUUUCAACAGAUCCAGUUUUACUGUUCCCGCCUGAACUGAUAAAGGCCUGCCUCUCUCAGGACGCUUGUCGAGUAGCAGACAGCAGAAGGGUGGAACGCACUAGAUUGUAGAAGACAAACUUCGGGAGUCAAAGGAGUUCGGGGUGCUGCUUAGCUUCCUUCGUUUCAACAGAUCCAGUUUUACUGUUCCCGCCUGAACUGAUAAAGGCCUGCCUCUCUCAGGACGCUUGUCGAGUAGCAGACAGCAGAAGGGUGGAACGCACUAGAUUGUAGAAGACAAACUUCGGGAGUCAAAGGAGUUCGGGGUGCUGCUUAGCUUCCUUCGUUUCAACAGAUCCAGUUUUACUGUUCCCGCCUGAACUGAUAAAGGCCUGCCUCUCUCAGGACGCUUGUCGAGGUGGUCACAAAGCACCGAGCCGAUAUCCCUGUGCCUUGUUUUAUCGAAGGAGAAGAGUCGACAAGAACUUCACAGAGGUCCUUCACGUGUUAACUAGCGGUCUUGCUUCGGGAAUCAAGACUCUGCCUUCAUUCAACCGUGGACAGUUCUCGAAGCAUAUUGGUUUUAUCACUAAGAUCAUUCUACAUAGAGAACUAAAGAACUAUUUCUUUGGUGUUGUCUCCAGAGGCGAAUUAGCCAACAAAUUGAAACUUUAAGAUUGUUGAUAAUUCAGGAUAAGUGAAUUUUAUUUGUAAAGAAAUCAUGGCUGCUGUAAUUGUACGUGGUUUGGUCCGAAUAGGCAGCAAGAAAACUAAGGUGUCCAAAGUGAGAGAAGCAUGCAUUGAAAUAGUGGAAAGAGAGAGGAAUGUUAUAUUGGUUGUCUAUUUCAAUACUGGAGCAUACGCAAGUUUUCAGCUAAGUAAUAAUAUUGAAGACAUCGACCUUAGACCCUCUGGAGAAGACCAAAAUUAUCUGCAUUUACGUUUACAGACUAAUGACUUAUUGAUUAUUGAAAAAUUAUCCUCCGGAGAUGCCGAAAAUUUGAAGAAGUUCCUGGAUAGAGUCCAUCCUCAACCACCCGUAAGACCUGAUAGGGAUGGGAGUAUCUUUGCCAGUACAACAACACAGAAGGCAGGUGGCAAAACUGCAUCUCACAAAAUACGUAAGACGUCAAGUAGUCAGUCAUUUGAGAAAGAAAGAAAUGAAACACCUGAUGAUAAGGAGAUGCCUUUGUGUGCAUCAGAAUUGUCAACAUUUACCUGUGAAGAGUUAUUAGAAAAGGAAUAUGGGAAGAGGAGGCCAUCAUCUGGCUCAGAGAUGAAUAAGAUUUUCCUGCAAGAGGAUACCUGUUCGGAAGGAACGGUAUCAAAGAUGUACCCCUUGAGAUAUGUAAGCCGCAAACAGAGAGAAUUAAUAUUAAAAGGGUUAAAACAGAAUAAGGAAUUUGAACUUGGACCUUCGUUCAAGAUCGAUUUUAGUGGAAAACAUUACCUAGAUGUCAGUGAUCUUCUCCAAAGAGUGUCUGAGAAAAUAUAUUUAGCAUUUCUGUCAGAGUUGAAGUACGGUGAGGAUGACCCAGAGUGGGGCAAACUCCAGAUGAUCUUUGACUUUUACUCAGAGAAACUAUAUCAAGGCUUCCCCAACUUGGGAAACACCUGUUACAUGAAUGCAGUUUUACAGUCCUUACUUUCGAUUCCAUCAUUUGCUAAUGAUUUACUCAAUCAGGACUUCUUACAGGGUGAAACUCCCCUUGAUGCCCUUAGCAUACGCUUGGUGCAGCUGCUUGUUUUGAAAGAUAUUUAUAACAUAAAAAUCAAGGAGAAGUUACUUGUGAAUUUUAAAAACACCAUUUCAGCAGUUGCAGAGAUAUUCUCUGACAACGCGCAGAAUGAUGCGUAUGAGUUUUUAGGUCAUUGUUUAGAUCAGAUUAAACAAAACAUGAGAAAAUUAAACACAAUUCGGAAGAUUAAGAUUGAAUCUGAGGAAGGAAAUUCACCUCAGCAGGUUUCUGCUGGUAGUGCUGACACCAAGGUGCUUGUUUGCCCUGUCGCCAGUAAUUUUGAUUUCGAGUUGCUGCGCUCAACUAGUUGCAAAUCCUGUGGGCAAAUUGUCCUUAAGGCAGAGGCAAACAAUUCACUUUCGGUCAGUCUUUCCCAGAGAGAAAAAGCACGUCCCUUGUCUAUUCAAUCUAGUUUUGAUCUUUUCUUUGAAGCAGAAGAGCUUGAGUAUAAAUGUGAGACGUGUAAGCACAGGAGUUCUGUUGCAGUGCAUAAAUUCAGUAGGCUACCCAGGGUCCUUAUUGUGCAUCUGAAACGCUAUAAAUUUAGUGAGUCUGGGUCCUUAAGGAAGGAUGACCAAAAAGUCAUUAUUUCCAAAUACUUAAAGUUAUCUUCCCAUUGCAAUGAAACUACCAAACCACCGCUUCCCUUAAGCAAGAAUGCACCUCUUACUGAUUUCCAAGUCUUAGAACUCUUUAAGAAGAUGAACUCUGAAGCCAUCAGUUCAUCGACAGCUUCAACAAAGCAGACCUCAGAAUCCAAGGAUUCUUUGGCUCCACACAUUAGAUCAGAAAAAGAGUCUGAACCACAAACAUGCCAGACUCUUCAUAAAGCUUCAAGCUUCAAGCAGCAGCAAGGAGACCUGGGAGAAGAUUCUAAACUAAAUAUAAUAGAGUCCACAUUGGUAAACUUAAGACAUAGAGCAGCCAUUGCAAGAGAGCUAUUAGCAGUAGGCUUAAUGAGGAAUCUGGAAGACAGCUCCCUUUCUCUGAAAGAUUUUGAGAGCAUGCCUGAGACCACCGAAGAAUUUUGUAAAGGUAAAAAACCCAGAAUUUCAGAAGAAUCUUACCAAGUGCCUGAAGAGACCGAGCAGUGUGGAGGGAUAAGACUCUUUGAACAAGACCUUGGUCUUCUAUUGAUUCGGAGCCUUUCAGGCCCCGAUGCCCAGUGGCACACAGAUAAAUGCAGACCUACGCAAUUAAAUUUCCAGGGAACCAAGGUGAGUUCCCGAGGUGUCUUGGGUUCCAAUAAAUAUUCUGGAAGAAAGGGCUCUUCAGAUGUGGCGAAGACAAAAUCUUCAGCCAGGAAACCAAAAAUAGAAGCCGAGAUGAGAGAAAGUCAUGACUAUCGGCUCAUUGGUAUUAUCAGCCAUAUUGGAAAGACGCCUAACACCGGACACUAUGUCAGCGAUGCCUACAACUUUGACAGGCAAGUGUGGUUCUCUUACAGUGAUCUAAACGUAUCAAGUACCCAAGAGGCCCCAGUGCAGGAGGCUAGGCUUCAAACCGGGUACAUCUUCUUUUACAUGCACAAUGAGAUCUUUGAAGAGCUGUUGGGAAGGAAAGAGAACUCCCAGCCUCAUAGCACAAAGGAAGCAGUAGUCAAAGUAGACCCAGAAGUAGUAAAAGAAGUAGCCUCCGACUCACAUACAUCUCCUUAACAUCUUUGACUAUCACUU
Orcinus orca (killer whale) is the source of this 3690-nucleotide messenger RNA. RefSeq names its product ubiquitin specific peptidase 26 (gene USP26). The record is from RefSeq and is a predicted model, not a curated record. Gene Ontology annotation, biological process: protein deubiquitination; G1/S transition of mitotic cell cycle. Lineage: Eukaryota; Metazoa; Chordata; Mammalia; Artiodactyla; Delphinidae. The coding region runs from base 997 to 3672 and encodes 891 amino acids. Gene Ontology annotation, cellular component: cytosol; nucleus. The transcript has 12 exons. Gene Ontology annotation, molecular function: cysteine-type endopeptidase activity; cysteine-type deubiquitinase activity.